Messenger RNA from Pollicipes pollicipes, 2747 nucleotides. RefSeq names its product zinc finger protein 45. Gene Ontology annotation, molecular function: DNA-binding transcription factor activity, RNA polymerase II-specific; RNA polymerase II transcription regulatory region sequence-specific DNA binding. The transcript has 2 exons. Gene Ontology annotation, cellular component: nucleus. Bases 367 to 1791 code for a protein of 474 amino acids. The record is from RefSeq and is a predicted model, not a curated record. Gene Ontology annotation, biological process: regulation of transcription by RNA polymerase II; embryo development. NCBI's taxonomy places the organism in Eukaryota, Metazoa, Arthropoda, Thecostraca, Pollicipedomorpha, Pollicipedidae.
CCGACGGAGAACCUCACGAUCGCCUGCGACCCGGUGGUACUGGCCCUCAGUGGAGAAGGGUCGGCGGGCAGGGCGCGGCCGCCGGCGCUGCCCGGCCUCCGGCAGACGACCAGGUCCAGCUGUUCAGAGACAACUGAUGGAGGCGUCGUACCUAGCGGGCCGGCCGCCUCGACCCAGCCGGAGCGGCGCGGUUCGUCGCCGGCGAAUGACGGCGCCGCACAGCUGCGCACCAUUGGCUCCGUGCUGGCCUCUCACGACGGCCUGCUGUUCCGCUGCGCCCUCUGUCCGAAACUGUGCGCCAGCGCCGCCCGCCUCCGCUCUCACUUCGUCCGGCACGCGCCGCGCGACGACGAGGCCGACGCUGAGAUGGCGGCGCCGGAGACGGCCGGCGGCAGCCCUGUGCCGGAGGAGAGCGCGACACCAGCGUUGGAGGAGAGCGUGGCACCGGCGCUGGAGGAGGGCGCGGCACCGGCGCCGGAGGGAGGAGCGGCACUGACGCCGGAGGGGGGAGCGGCAUUGGCGCCGCGCCGUCUGCGCUCUGGCCGCGCCGCGCCAGCGCCGACAGCGGUGCCCGCCUCGCUGCAGUGCGACGUUUGUGAUAAGGUGCUCUCCAGUCCCAACAAACUGGCCGUGCACCGGCGCACACACACGGGCGAGCGGCCACACGGCUGCGCCUACUGCCCCAAGCGAUGCAAUGACCAGGGCAACCUGCGCAAGCACGAGCUGCUCCACUUCAAACCGCGCCCAUUCAAAUGCGACUCGUGCGGCAUGACGUUCUGGACGGAGCUGCGACAGCAGGCGCACCGCUGCCGCCUGGCGGCGGCGCGCAGGAAGCGACCACGGUCCGAGUCCGGCAGUGGCUCGGACGGCGUAGCGCCGGACGCCGUGGACGCGCCACUGGUGAUGGACGAGUCGGCGCCGGCGGCCGAGCGGAACCCGAGCUCGGGCCUGCCGCCGCUCCUGCCGAUCGACUGCGGCGUGUGCGGCCGCCGCCUGCUGUCCAUCACCGGCUGGCACCGGCACCGGCGCAUCCAUUCGGGCGAGCGGCCCUUCCACUGCCGCUACUGCGACAAGACCUGCAACGACAGCGGCAACAUGCGCAAGCACGAAGCCGGCCACUUCAAGGAGCGGCCGUAUCGCUGCGAGACGUGCCGCAUCACCUUCGUCAACGCCUGGCGCCUCAGCCAGCACGUCUGCAAGCUGCGGGAGGCCGCGCAGCCGUCGCCUGCCGCGGCAGAGACGGAGGCGCCCGCGCCGGUCGCCCCGCUACCGGCCCACGUGCCGCUGCCCCGGGGGCGACACGCUGUGCCGGCGCCACCAGGCGGCAAGGGCAAACGGCGCGACCACGUCUGUCCGACCUGCGGCAAGGCGCUGCUCUCGUACGCCAGUCUGGAGAUGCACUACCGCACGCACACCGGUGAGAAGCCGUUCCAGUGCGCCCAGUGCGGCAAGCGCUUCAGUAUUCAGGGUAACCUGGUGGUGCACAUGCGCAUCCACACAGGCGAGCGACCGUUCCAGUGCGAGGAGUGCGGCAAGAUGUUCAUGUACCAGAGCCAUCUGAAGGUGCACAGCCGGGCGCACAGCGGCGCGCGCCCGUACCGCUGCCAGUACUGCCAGAAGGGCUUCGCCGCCUCCAGCUCGCGGCGCGUGCACGAGGAGACCGUGCACACGGACGAGCGCAAGUUCAUCUGCGAGAUGUGCGGCGCCGGCUUUAAGGAGCGGAAGCACCUGAAGCGGCAUCGCUGGAAGAAGCACCAGGCCGAGGAGCCGGCGGUGGCGCCGGUGACCUAGGAGCGGCGUCGCUCGCCCUCUGCUCUGCCGUGUCGGCCUCAGCAGCUGGGGACGGGCGGAGCGCAGUUGUGACGGAGUAGUCGUGCGUCUUCGCUCACGUGCUGUCGGCCUUUUUGGCCAUUGGCGUCGGGAAGGUUUUUAAAUGCCUAAUGGCUUGCGUGAUGUAAGGCAUGCCCAAUAUUGAAGUACGAAUCAUGUUGACUUUUUACAAAACUAAGCAAAGUUUAUGCGUUUAGUUAAAGGUAUUUGGCGUGAUUGGCGCUCGGGACUGGUCACCGUGAUUGUGUGUAAUGUGGAUGUGAAAUGUUUUCGCCUGCAUACGGUCACAAUUCUUGAAGAAAAAAACGUUGCAUGAUUGCAAUUGACGAAACAUAUGAAACGUGUUAGUAUUGCAGACAUUACAAUGAUCCGUGUCAAGCGCUUGCGUGCAUCUUAGCCAUAUGUACACUGCAACAUGUGUGUUUGUUUUAAGAAGACAUCGUGUUCUUACUGUUGAAAUGCCCAUAUCACCUACAAUGAACAGCCAUUACCAUUGGCUGCAUGACGAAUUUGUGUGUUUUGCGGACGUACGUGCUACAAAGAUGCGUUUGCAAUAUUAGUUUGUGUAUGUAGAUCCUCUGCAGUAGCAAUUCAGGGUGGUGUGCUUCGUUAGCAGAGUGAUUUAUAGGAACAUGUACGUGGACAUGAAACUGCAAUUGGAGCGUAAUGAUGUGUCAGAUAUGAAGUUUUACCGGCGUAAUAACUUAUCAACUCUUUCCUGGCUCCUUCACCAUGCUCGGACCACAUUGGCUACUGAUUUACAACUCACCGCACUCUGUCAGCUUUACUGUUUUGUACGCAGGUACAUGUCUUCACCGUUUUGUACGCGGCUACAUGACGUCACUGUUUUGUAUGCGGCCACGUGUUGACCCUUGUGCCAUGAAGUGUGUGGCCAGCACUGCUCAAUAAACGCGUGU